Molecule: messenger RNA, 1077 nt
Organism: Lodderomyces pseudojiufengensis
Lineage: Eukaryota; Fungi; Ascomycota; Pichiomycetes; Serinales; Debaryomycetaceae
Exons: 1
Coding region: 1-1077 (358 amino acids)
Source: RefSeq, a predicted model, not a curated record
AUGAAUUCACCUUGUACAACGCCACAAGUAAUACGACGAUUAUUCGAAUUAUAUUCUGUUCUAUCUACUCAUCACACCUCAUCCUAUGCUAAUAAAUACAUUUCAACUUAUUUACAGAACACGUCAGAUUCGUCAUUAAGAAAUUCAAGAUGGCUGAUUUUAAAUAAAAAUAGAGAUCCCAAGCGAUUUGGUAAACACAGUAGAGAUAGAGAUCAAUUACUAUGUUCUAAUCCAAUACAAUUUGGUAUUAAUGAAAUGCUAGAUACAAAAUCGCUAUUUAGAACUAAAAAUCAAUUCCAUACGAGUAAAGAGAAUUUAAUUUCAAAAUACCCCAAAGGUAGGAAGAAUGAUAAUGUAUACAUAAAUGACUUGAAAUCGCUUAUUGAGGCUUCAUUCAAUCCAAAGAAAUCAAUACCUUUGGUACAAGGACUUAGACAAACUUUCAAAUAUUAUAUUCAACGACUAAAUAGUAAUACCAAUACUAUGAUAAUUUUCAAACAAAAUCAGAGAUUAUUUUCUUCCUCCGCAUUAGAUAAUUGGAAUCAAUCAUAUUUGGAACUAAAAACUUAUAUCAAUAAAUUGAACCUUGAGAAUGAUGUGAAAAAUAAAGAAAAUUUUGAAUUUAGUAAAGUUGUACACCCAGAUAUUUUGAAUUUGGCUUUGAAAAGUCAUCAAUUAUUUCAGGAAACUAAUAAUGUUGAUAGAAAAAUUGAUCAAGUCUCAUGGAAGAUCAUAGAUGAAACACCGAAUGAUUUAGCGGGGCGGAUUAUUGACAAUCAGAAAUUCACUCUAAUUGAGCAGAACAAAGUAAUUGAUAUGAACCAAAACACGGGAAAGCUCAAACUAGAAAUCGGUGAUGUCUUUGAUCUUUACAACAAGUUUGGAAGUCACGACAUGCAAUUUCUACUUCAAGAUUUUGACUAUGAUUUACUAUAUAACCAAUUUUUUAUGUUGAAUAUCUUGAAUAACACCAAAGUUGAUGAAAAAAAAUUAUUACAAACGUUGGAGGUUAAACUCCCAGAUUUUGAACUUAUCGGGAUCAAACUGAAUAAAAGUAUAGAAGUAGGUUUAAAAUAG